Penicillium cataractarum is the source of this 1272-nucleotide messenger RNA. RefSeq lists its product as uncharacterized. Bases 1 to 1272 code for a protein of 423 amino acids. The record is from RefSeq and is a predicted model, not a curated record. The transcript has a single exon. Lineage: Eukaryota; Fungi; Ascomycota; Eurotiomycetes; Eurotiales; Aspergillaceae.
AUGUCUCUCCGGCUGUCUUUCGAAGACGUGGCCGGGGAGGUCUUUGAUUCUCCCCACGCUGACCACCUCAAGUGUGGUAUCCCGGUAGGAACAUUCAUUCCCGAUUCCGAGCUUGCACCAUCUCGCGCAACUGGCAAAGUCAUCCUGCGUCACCGCCGUCUCGUGUUUUUUACCUUUGACGAGCUGGGUAAUCCGAAAUGGGAAGCCCGCGAGUUGAACUACCUCGGCGAGCCAAUGAGCAAGGUGUGCCCAGGAGUCGUGUUUACUACCCGGAACUGCCGUGGAAAUCGCAACACUGAUCUGUUCUGCGAGUUCCGUGACAUGGAGUUGGUCGAAUUCGAGCGUGAGGCAUUCAAGUUUCUCGCCGCGAAGCACCAGCUGGACGAAGAAUGGAACUGGCCCACUUACGAUAUCAUGCGAGCUGAGCCCUACCGCCGCUCACUGCGUCAAGUCCAACAGGAACGCUUGGAACAAGGUAACUACGCUGUGCCGACCUUCAACCACAAUGGACUGGAUGAUGCCCGGCGCCGCGAGUCGUUUUUGAACCGCCUGGAAGGCAUUGUCCAGUGGGAGAUGGAUAACAAAUUCGCGAUCAACACUCGAUGGAACCACAAAAGUGUCGAGUACGCCCAGGAGCGCUUCCUGCUAGCCUCCCGAGCCGUGGACCUGUUCCAGAAACUUCUGCAUGACACGCAGAUUGCUUGUGCCUCGGAUCUGAGCGACACCUCCUAUGUCCCUCGAGUUGCUCAUCAGCAGCAAAAAGAGGCCCCUGCCCCUGGCUCUCUUGGCUCGCCAUUCGAUAUUCCAGAGGAGCCAGUCUGGUCUCCAGUCGGAGGUCAGCAAAUUGCAGCUGCUUCUACUCCUGGCUCUGCUAUCUCGCCAUACCCCGUUCCACGAGCCCCGUUCUCGACCCCAGUCAGAAUGAACGACCCGCAACACAUGUCGACUCCCACUCCCAACAGAAAUAUUCGACGUAUGUCUGGAAUGGAUUGCGCGCCUGACGAUCACCUGCCACCGAGUAGACAAACCGGCCAGCUACCCCCCGAACCAACCACGCCUACUCAUACCCAGUCCAUGAACUUCGACGCAGGAGCGCAGGCUGGUGAAGUUCCAUGGUACCCCCGCAUGGCGUCAACACUCAGAUACCUGUCGGUCAGCAGUACCCUCAAAUCACCCAAGGAAAUGAGGGGACCGCUCAACCAUGGGAGGCUGGCCAUCCUAGCCCCGGAUAUUCCGAGGCCUCGACGAUCAUCCUGCCGCAUGUGCUGGUGA